AGUUGGGGCCAUGCCCCCAUCGCUCUCCUGUCUACACUCUGUGGAGCAAGGGAGGUAAUACUCAUUUCCAUCACUCCUCAGUGAGUCAAUAGUCAGUGGGGAGGCUGAGGCCCCUUUCACCUACUAUUUCUAUGGAUUGGCUUAACUCUGCUUCUCAGCAAGCUCUGGGCGUUAGGGGUGAGUGAGGGGAUGGAAGGGGGCAUCAAUCCAGUGCGAGCAUAAGUUCUUCUCAGGGACCCAGAUAUCCAUCCCUCAAGACCUCAGUUUUUGUCCUCCUAUUGCAGCGCUUGACCUCAAGGAUGUGGAUACAGCCCUCCCUCCAGCACCCAUCACUGGGGUGUAGAAGAAUGCAGACUGCCCUAGAAAUGCAGUUGGGUGUUCUCCUCAUGCAGCUUUCCUGCCUGCCUUUCUGUAAGCUAUCAUCCCUCCCCGCUGAGCCAGAAGAUCUCUAAGGCCCCCUCCAGCUCUACCCUGCAGGCCUGUCUCUUCACCCCAACUCCUUCCCCAGUUCAGAGAACCCGACAUCCAGCUGCCCCGCCCCAGCUCUGGGUAAACAGGAAGCUGGGUGAGGGGAGCAGGGGUGUGGGGAAAGUCCCAGUCAGGUGUGUGGGUCUAUGGGGAGGGGGUGGCCCCACCCCUUAGGUAUGAAAGCCCCCCUGCCCUGGCCCUAGCUCAGUUUCAAUGGGGGCACUGUGGCUAGAGGGCUGGGGUAGGAGGCCCCAGGGGAAGGGCUGCCUCCUGCUGGCUGUGGCGGGAGCCACUUCCCUGGUGACCCUGCUGCUGGCUGUGCCUAUCACUGUCUUGGCUGUGAGGGCCUUGGUGCCCCAGGAGCCAGGAGGAGGACUGGUCACCAGGACCGCUGACCCGGGGAUGCAGGCCCAGGUCCAGCAGCGAUUGGGGUCACAGGAGCUGCCAGAGGAGGAAACAGAAGCAGAUUUCAGUUCCAGGCUCCCCGCCGCCCACCUCAUAGGCGCCUGGACCAAGGGGCAGGGGCUAGGCUGGGAGGCGAAGAAGGAAGAGGCGUUUCUGAGGAGCGGGACGCUGUUCUCGGGCGCCGAGGGGCUGGCGCUGCCCCGGGACGGCCUCUACUACCUCUACUGUCACGUCGGCUACCGGGGCCGGGCGCCCCCUGCCGGCCGGGGCCCGCCCGACCCCCCGGUGACGCUGCGCAGCCGCCUGCUCCGCGCGGGGGGCGCCUACGGGCCGGGGUCUCCCGAGCUGCUGCUGGAGGGCGCCGAGACCGUCACCCCGGCCCCCGGCCCGGCCCGGGCGCGCGAGUACGGGCCGCUGUGGUACACGAGCGUGGGCUUCGGCGGCCUGGUUCAGCUCCGGAGGGGCGAGCGCGUGUACGUCAACAUCAGCCACCCCGACAUGGUGGACUACCGCAGGGGGAAGACCUUCUUCGGGGCGGUGAUGGUGGGCUGA
Messenger RNA from Nyctereutes procyonoides (raccoon dog), 1425 nucleotides. RefSeq names its product lymphotoxin beta (gene LTB). Gene Ontology annotation, biological process: immune response. Gene Ontology annotation, cellular component: membrane. Bases 682 to 1425 code for a protein of 247 amino acids. The transcript is spliced from 4 exons. Gene Ontology annotation, molecular function: tumor necrosis factor receptor binding; CD40 receptor binding. The record is from RefSeq and is a predicted model, not a curated record. NCBI's taxonomy places the organism in Eukaryota, Metazoa, Chordata, Mammalia, Carnivora, Canidae.